AUGAUGAGCUGGGUCAUCGCAGCCUUGCCCAUCAACGCACACGCGCACUGGGUCGCUCUCCAGCGCCCGCUCACCUUCCUCGCUUCCUUCGUCUACGCCGCACUCGCCCUCGCAACCUCCGCCGUCUUCUCCCUCCUCCGCCUCGAACCACCAAACUGCCAAUGCCCCAACUCGUCGCCCCGUACCAGACCUAGACCAGGUGGAAGGCCUCUCGCAGGACUCGCGGCACCCCAGCUCGUCCAAGAACCGCGCGAGUACACGAGCGCGCCGUCUUCUGUCGUCGCACCCUCCUCCUCCUCCGUCCGACCCCCGACCGCUCGCCGUCGCUCGGUCCGCAAGCUCGGCGAGUUCCCCUUCCACUCGCUCGACGGCGUGCAGGAGGCAGAGGAGGAGGACGAGCGCUCGGACGAGGCGGAAUUGCGUUCGCCCAGCAGGUCGUCGUCCGACUUGGUCCCCGCUCUCACGCCUGGCGCCUCAGAGACGGAUACAGACGGCGCGAGCGAGGUCGAGUCGAUCGAGGAGGACCACAGGCACGCGCACGGACACGGGGCGAGCGUCGUCAAGGGACUGGCAGUCUUGACGAGGGGUCUCUUGCCGAAGCGGACGCCUUCGCACUCGAAGAAGGGCUCGCCGGCGACUGCUUCGCCCAUCGACGAGUUGCACAGCACGCUCUCGACGUCGACCGCGUCCACCGCCGCGCAUCCGGCGACGCGAACGCAUCCCUACCUCUCUGCGCUGCGAUCUCGCUCGGCGACCGUUUCGCACCCUGCUCGCCCUUCGCUGCCUUCGACGCUCGCGGCCGUCGAGCCUAGACGACACGCAUCAGACCCUCGAGACCACGCCGCAUUCGCCAGCCUCGCGCCAGGCUCGCCAACCGAUUCUACCUCCUCAUCCUCCUCGCCUCGUUCGUCCGUCGAACUCGACUCGCCUGCACCGACGGUGAAAAGGCGCAAGAGGGCAGCGACGUCCCUCUUCCUCCGCUCGCUGUCGCCCCUCUCCCGCUCGCCCGGCACAUCUCCCGAGCCUUCUCCCCCGACCUCUCCCCGCCUCUCCACCCCUCCCUCCUUCGCUUCCAAACCGCACUCGGCUCCCCAACAGCCCCCGCACCUCCUCCGCACCUCGUCCGCCUCAUCCACAGACUCUUCUACCGAGCAACGAAGAAGACGCGGACGCAGCCCCGACCCGGCGAGGAUCAAGGCGCUCGUCGCGAGUGGGCCUAUGAGUCGAGGUGUGGUGGAUUUGGAGGGAGGAAGCGGGUUGUCGUUGAGUGAUUUGUUGCGGUAG
Rhodotorula toruloides NP11 is the source of this 1284-nucleotide messenger RNA. RefSeq lists its product as uncharacterized. The record is from RefSeq and is a predicted model, not a curated record. Lineage: Eukaryota; Fungi; Basidiomycota; Microbotryomycetes; Sporidiobolales; Sporidiobolaceae. Bases 1 to 1284 code for a protein of 427 amino acids. The transcript has a single exon.